This is a messenger RNA of Cynara cardunculus var. scolymus (artichoke), 2996 nucleotides long. Its product is annotated as myosin-11-like. The coding region runs from base 470 to 2800 and encodes 776 amino acids. The record is from RefSeq and is a predicted model, not a curated record. The transcript is spliced from 8 exons. Lineage: Eukaryota; Viridiplantae; Streptophyta; Magnoliopsida; Asterales; Asteraceae.
CAUUCCUGAAUCAUUCACGAGCCUUCACUGUAGAUAAGCUUCUCUGAACCCCAAAAACCCCAAUCUUUUACCAACUUUUGCAUCGUCUUUACUCGCUCCUUGACUAAAUCUGUGUGUGUUUCUGUCGUCCAUGUUUUCUGAGCUUUGAAAUUUCGAGAUUUGAAUCUGGGUUUUUUGAUUAUUUCGAACGAAGGUAACACGGGUAGACUGUAAAAGAGGGUCGGGUUUGCACGAGUUCUUCCAUUUCUACUCGUUCUGAAAGCUCAAUUUUGCGUUUGAAAUAGUGAAAUCAUACUGGGUUUGUAUUGUUGUAAACCGAGGAAACGUGGGCGUCUUGUAACAAAAACAUCGAUGGUUUUCUGAUUCUCCUUUUAGGUUAUGGAUUUUUCUAUAAAUUAGCCAAGAUUACCCUGAAAUUGGACUUCGGCAAUGUAGAUAUGAGCCUUUGAUAUCUAUAUAAAAUAUAAAAAUGUUUAAGUCGACGAGAUGGAGGAGCGAGAAGAACAAGAUCAAAGCCGUGUUUAAAUUGCAGUUUCAUGCAACUCAGUUGGCACAGUUAGGAGGAGAUGCUUUGAUGAUAUCUGUGGUUCCUGCUGAUAUUGGAAAACCAACAUCAAGACCAGAGAAAGCCAAAGUUCAAGAUGGAAGCUGUUAUUGGGAAAAACCACUUUAUGAAACUGUGAAAUUCUCUCAAGAUCCAAAAACCGGAAAGUUUUAUGAGAAAAUCUAUUACUUUGUUGUGGCAAAGGAUUCUUCAAGAUUUGGUGGCUUUGGAGAGGUUUCAAUUGAUUUUGCAAAUUAUGCCGAGACUUCAAAGCUUUCUUCUUUAUCUCUUCCUCUGAAAAACACAAAUUCUGCAGCUAUGCUUCAUGUAUUGAUUCAAAGGGUGCAGGGUUCUUUUGAACAGAGGGAGAUUGAUGGAAGUGGCAAUGAAAGCCACCAUGAUCGAAGCUUGAGGACAUACUUUGGCAACAAUGGUGUAGAAGGAAACAUUAGAAGCAAUCCUACUGAAGAUCAUGGGGCUUUAAGCAACGGCAUUAACAGAGAUCAUCGGGCAUCUAAUGGUUCUGAUAUCAUGUUGUCAAGUUCCGAUAGCAGUUCUGGGAUCGAUACCCCAAUGGAACACAAACCAAAGAACACUAAACCAGCUCGUGAACCCUCAAUAACAGUUGAAAGAUCGUCACAAUGGGAUUGGUUAAAUGGUUCAUCUCCCAAAUUAAAACGAAACGAUUCUUCAGUAAGUACACUAGGAGAAUCUUUGGAAGAUAGUUCUUCAGAUGCCGUGAUUCAAAAGCUCAAGGUCAAAGUUGCGGCUUUGACUCGGCAGGCGGAUCUUGCCGAGUUAGAAUUGCAGGCCCUUCGUAAGCAAAUCGUGAAGGAGAUGAAAAAGAGCCAGGAUCUUUCGAGAGACGUAGCUAAUCUUGAAGAAGAGCGAAAUGCCUUAAAGGAAGUCAAAGUCAACGGUAUGUUGUUGAUUGACGAAGGUGAUCCGUGGGCCAUCAUCGAUGAACUGAGACAAGAACUAAACCACGAGAAGGAUUUGAGCUCCAAUCUUUCGUUACAACUUCAGAAAACACAGGAGUCGAAUGCCGAAUUGAUUCUUGCUUUAGAAAAGUCAAAGUCAAUAUUUUUCAAUGGUCAACAGUCGUAUGUAGUCGGUUCUAAAUCCGAAACGGAUGACGAUGAGGAGCAAAGGGAGUUGGAAGCGAUCGUUAGAGAACAUAGUGGCACGAAAGAAACGUACUUGCUCGAGCAAAAGAUAGUCGAUCUUUACGGCGAAAUCGAGUUAUAUAAAAGAGACAAAGACGAGCUCGAAAUGCAAAUCGAGCAAAUUGCACUCGAUUACGAGAUUCUAAAGCAGGAAAACCACGAAAUGUGUUAUAAGCUCGAGCGUAGCCAAUUGCAGGAACAGUUAAAGAUUCAGUAUGAAUGUACAUCUUACGCCACUUUAAAUGAACUCGAAUCACAGAUAGAGAUCUUGGAGAACGAUCUCAAAUUGAAAUCCAAAGAAUUAUCAGAAUCGAUUCUUGCUAUAAAGGAGCUCGAAACCCAUAUCAAGAAUCUGGAGGAAGAUUUGGAGAAUCAAAGUCAUGGGUUUGAGAUCGAUCUUGAAGAUCUAAUGAAUGCAAAAACCGAGCAGGAACAACGAGCGAUUCGUGCAGAAGAUAAUUUGCGAAAGAUGAGAUUGCAAAACGCGAAUGCAGCCGCACGGCUUCAGGAGGAACUUAGAAGGCUUUCCCAGAAAAUGGCAUCGACGUUUGAAGUUAACGAGAAGGCGGCCAUGAAAGCCAUGGAUGAAGCUAAUAUACUUCGAGUAGAGAAACGGGUUCUUGAAGAUAUGAUCGUGAAAAUGAAAGAAGAGUUGCAGCAUCUUGGUGACCGAUUUCAAGAAAAACUUGUCGAUCUUUCGGACCAAAUAAGUCUCAAGUCGAAACAAUUAGAGAAGAUCAAGAAACAGAUUGAAAAUAUGGCUGAAACCGAGAGGCAGAAUCGGGAAAGCGAAAGAUUGGAAGAAGUUGCUAUUGAUAGCUCGGAUUUAUAUCUACUUAAGGAGAAAGAUCUUCAAUAUGAAAUCAAAGAGUUUGAAAGAAAAUUGGAUGUUCUUGUUCAAAAAACCGAGAAUUCGCAGGUAGCUACAGCCGAAAAUUCGAACCCCACGAUGAAAAGUAACAAUAAGACCGAAGAUCAAGAAGAUUUUGACGAAUCAUCCAAGAAAAUGACGUCGUUAGAGAACAAAAACCGGUUGACGGAAGUAGAACCACAGGAGAUGCAAGAAAAGCGUUCAGAAAUAACUUUAUAAAGUUUCCGUAGAACACGAACCAUCUGGUUCAACAAAAUCAAAACCGAAGAUCAUCCAUCAUACUCAAAUUGGUAAGAUUUUACGGGUUUAUUGAACAUAACGCAUUUCUGUAUAGGAUAGUUCAGAAUGUAGGUUUAGUAUGCUGUUCUUCCUCAAUAAGCUGCCAAUGAUCUCUUUGUGAUUUAGUUUGCUAUUC